Propithecus coquereli (Coquerel's sifaka) is the source of this 3379-nucleotide messenger RNA. RefSeq names its product two pore segment channel 2 (gene TPCN2). Gene Ontology annotation, molecular function: voltage-gated channel activity; monoatomic ion channel activity. Gene Ontology annotation, biological process: monoatomic ion transport; transmembrane transport. The record is from RefSeq and is a predicted model, not a curated record. Gene Ontology annotation, cellular component: lysosomal membrane. The transcript is spliced from 23 exons. Lineage: Eukaryota; Metazoa; Chordata; Mammalia; Primates; Indriidae. Bases 247 to 2673 code for a protein of 808 amino acids.
UCCGUCGUUACUGAGCACGCUCCACGAGCCAGGUCUGGCAGGGGGCUCCUGCACUCCCACCUUGCACCUCAUGGCACUCUCUAGGGAGCUGAGCGGGACAGCCAUUCCACCCCCAUUUGACAGAGGAGGAGAUACCGCAGUCUCCAUGCCAGCACGUGGGAGAGCUGGCCCUGAGCCCCGAGUCUGGUCCAGGGCCCUGCUGAAUGUGCUGCUUCUCACGGGCGCCACCCGGUGCUUGUGCUCUCCAUGCAGAGCUGCUUCCCCUCUGGGCCUGCCCGGUUCCCGUGCACUGAUGCAGUGGCUCCUUACCUGGUUUGGACCCUGCCUAGGGCACGCACGGUGCUGCCAAGGAGGGGUCCCGUCUUCUGGACACACUGCAGGGUGCAAGGCAGCUCCUUACAAAUGGAGCCUUGGAAGGAGCCGCAGCCAGCUUCUCUUCUUGGUCAUGAUCGUCCCGUAAGGGUGAGGCCACGUGAUCCCGUUCAGUUGCCCAAUGUGUCCUCUCGGCCUGCAGGUGCUGCGGCCAGGUGGGGCCUCUGCAUUGACCAGGCUGUGGUCUUCAUCGAAGACGCGAUUAAGUACCGCUCCAUCAACCACCGCAUGGACGCCCGCUCACUGUGGCUCUACCGACGGUAUUACUCGAACCUGUGCCAACGGUCUUUGAACUUCACCAUUUACUUGAUCCUGUCUUUGGCUUUUAUCGAGACCCCCUCUUCGCUCAGUAGAACGGCGGACGUGCGUUACCGCUCCCCGCCCUGGGAGCCUCCAUGCGGCCUGACGGAGAGCGUGGAGGUGCUCUGCCUGCUGGUCUUCGUGGCCGACCUCUCUGUGAAGGGCUACCUGUUUGGGCGGGCUCAUUUCCAGAAGAACCUCUGGCUGCUGGGCUACCUCGGGGUGCUGGUCGUGUCCCUGGUAGACUGGACCGUGUCCGUGAGUCUCCUUUGUCGGGAGCCCCUGCGCGUCCGCCGGCUCCUGCGCCCCUUCUUCCUGCUGCAGAACUCCUCCAUGAUGAAGAAGACCUUGAAGUGCAUCAGGUGGUCGCUGCCGCAGAUGGCCAGCGUUGGGCUGCUGCUGGCCAUUCACCUGUGUCUCUUCACCAUGUUCGGGAUGCUGCUGUUCGCUGGGGAGAAGGACGACGGGCAGAACAAGGAGAGGAUGACCUACUUCCGGAACCUGCCAGAUGCUCUGACUUCGCUCCUGGUGCUGCUGACCACCGCUAACAACCCUGAUGUGAUGAUUCCUGCGUAUUCCAGGAACCGGGCCUACGCCAUCUUCUUCAUAGUCUUCACCCUGAUAGGAAGCUUGUUUUUGAUGAACUUGCUGACGGCCAUCAUCUACAGUCAGUUCCGCGGCUACCUGAUGCAAUCUCUCCAGACCUCGCUGUUCCGGAGGCGGCUCGGGACCCGGGCUGCCUACGAAGUCCUCUCCUCCAUGUCUCGGGAGGGAGAAGCCUCCCCUCAGGGAGUUGGGGUGAAGCCCCAGAACUUACUACAUGUGCUUCAGAAAGUGCAGCUGAGCAGCUUCCACAAACAGGCCCUCAUAGAGAAGGUGCGCUCCUACGGAGACGUCCCCCUGUCAGCCAGCGAGUUUCAGAGACUCUUCCACGAGCUUGACAAAAGUGGGGUUAAAGAGCACCCGGCGAGGCCCGAGUACCAGUCUCCGUUUCUGCAGAACGCCCAGUUCCUCUUCGGCCACUACUACUUUGACUACCUGGGGAACUUCAUUGCCCUGGGGAACCUUGUGUCCAUUUGCGUGUUCCUGGUGCUGGAUGCAGACGUGCUGCCCGGUGACCGGAAUGACUUCAUCCUGGGGAUUCUCAACUGCAUCUUCAUCCUGUACUACCUGCUGGAGAUGCUGCUCAAGGUCUUUGCUCUGGGCCUACGGGGCUACCUGUCCUACCCCAGCAACGUGUUUGAUGGGCUCCUCACCACAGUCCUGCUGGUUUUGGAGAUCUCAACUCUGGCUGUGUACCGAUUCCCACACCCAGGCUGGAGGCCACAGAUGCAGGGCCUGCUGUCGCUGUGGGACAUGGCCCGGCUGCUGAACAUGCUCAUUGUGUUCCGGUUCCUGCGCAUCAUCCCAAACAUAAAGCCCAUGGCUGUGGUGGCCAGUACCGUCUUGGGCCUGAUGCAGAACAUGCGGGCGUUUGGCGGCAUCCUGGUGGUGGUCUACUACGUGUUUGCCAUCAUCGGGAUCCACUUGUUCCGUGGUGUUAUUGUGGCUCCUCCUGGAAAUAGCAGCCUGGCCCCUGCCAAUGGCUCGGUGCCCUGCGGGAGCUUCGAGCAGCUGGAGUACUGGGCCAACAACUUCGACGACUUUGCCGCCGCCCUGAUCACACUGUGGAACAUAAUGGUGGUGAACAACUGGCAGGUGUUCCUGGAUGCGUAUCGGCGCUACUCGGGCCCAUGGUCCAAGAUCUAUUUUGUGUCGUGGUGGCUGGUGUCGUCUGUCAUCUGGGUCAACCUGUUCCUCGCUCUGAUUUUGGAGAAUUUCCUUCAUAAGUGGGACCCCCAAAGUCACUUACAGCCCCUUGCUGGGACCGAGGAGGCCACCUACCAGCUGUCUGUGGAGCUCAUGUUCAGGUUUGUGGGUGGGGAAGGUGCUUCCGUGUGGUCUCCUGGGGCGUGUAGCCAAGAGCUGGGGUGGGCAGGAGGUGGCAGGCAGGCCCUGUGACGGCCACCCUCCCCAUCGGCCCCGUCACCUGGCCUCCCUCGCAUGCCACAGGUGAGCAGGUGAGAGAAGCUCCGAGUGGGGUCAGGCUCGGGCUGCUGCCUCUGCUCCUGUGCUGGGGUUGUAGACUUUGCUCUGCGCUCAGAGUGAGCGUAUUUGAGGAAGCUUCCUUCAGGUUCUGUUGGUCUCCAGGUCAUCCUGUUGGAUAUAAAGAGGUGGCCCAAGGAAACUGCAGCCCUCUCACGACAACUUUGAGAUUGUUCCUCUCCUAGUACAGAAAAGUGACUGGCCACCCAGAGCCCGCCCUGCCGUGGGGCCUCUGUUCCUUCUGUGGGGUUUGCUGUGUCACUGUAGCCGAUCUCCACACAGUCCUGCCAGCCAGCGUGGAGAGGUGCCUUCUGGGCUUUUGAGAUGCCACGUAAACCUUUCUCGUGUCUGUAUCCAUCCUGAAGCUGGGUCUGAGUCCCUGUGUCCCACGUCCUUGUCACACUCACUUUUGCACAUGUCUCUGAUGAUCUCCAGGGAGAACCUCCUCUGUGGGGCACUUCGGAGGCUUUCUGAUGAGUUCUGCUCACUCGUCCUUCUGCACGUGCCCAGGGUCUGUCUGCAGAGGCCUGUUAACCCCUCCUCCCCGACCCCACAGGGACAUCCUGGAGGAGCCCAAGGAGGAGGAGCUGACCGAGAGGCUGAGCCGUCACCAGUACCUGCG